AAAGAAAAAAGAAAAAAGAAAAAAGAAAAAAGAAAGAAACAAGUGUGCGUGGGUGCAUCCAAGGCGGUGAAGGAGGAAAGCAAUGGCGGAAAAGCGGUGUUGUUUUCUAUUCUGAGACACGAAAUUAACGGUUAAAACGGAACGAAGCUGUAACAUAAAGUAGAGCUUCGACUUCACAUUCCCUUCACAUUCCGUUGAAUACAUAUCGCACUUCAACUCCCUCUCACGCGAAGAGGGAGUUCCGCUUUGGAUCUCUCUCUUCCUUUCUUUCAAUUUUCCAGAUCUGCUUUUCCCUUCACUCGCAAGAUGGUUGCUCACAAAUUCGCCGUUGAUUUGAAUAAGCCCCUUGUUUUUCAGGUUGGGCAUCUCGGAGAAGCCUAUGAUGAAUGGGUUCACCAGCCUAUCAUAAGCAAAGAAGGCCCUCGUUUUUUCCAAAACGCUUUUAUGGAGCUUUUGACGCGCACUCCGUGGUACGUGAUUCCAACCGUGUGGGUGCCAGUUGCGAGUUGGUUCAUUUCUUGCUCUGUAAAAGUAGGGCUACCUUCUCGUGAUGUUACUCUGUUCGUCAUUCUUGGCAUCUUCUUUUGGACUUUGGCCGAAUACACAUUGCAUCGUUUUCUUUUCCACAUUCAAACCACCAGCUACUGGGGAAACACCUUGCAUUAUCUUCUCCAUGGUUGCCACCAUAAGCACCCAAUGGAUAGCAUGAGACUCGUUUUCCCCCCUGCAGCUGCCGCUAUAUUAGCCAUUCCGUUCUGGAACUUGGUGAAGGUUGUAAGCACCCCUGAAACUGCUCCUGCUAUGUUUGGAGGUAUUUUGUUGGGCUAUGUGAUGUAUGAUUGCACCCAUUACUACUUGCACCAUGGUCAACCAAAGUCUGCAGUGCCCCAAAAGCUCAAGAAAUACCACUUAAAUCAUCAUUAUCGGCUUCACAGCUAUGGCUUCGGAAUCACUUCACCGCUGUGGGAUAAGGUUUUCGGAACAGUUCCUCCUCCAUCAAAGGUGUAUGCCAAACGUAGAUAAAUUACUGUCGAAGCUGCUUUUGUUCUUUGAUUAAGCUCAUAGUCAAUUCAGGAGUUCAAACAAAACAUGUCAAUAAUUUAUGUUUUGUUUCUCUAAUUAUUUUUAUCCUUAAUUGAUGUUUCUGAGGGUUAAAGUGUCACCAUCUUGUGUCAAACAUCCUGUAAAAUUUGAUAAUAUAUAUCAAUUUUUUG
Messenger RNA from Abrus precatorius (Indian licorice), 1214 nucleotides. RefSeq names its product dihydroceramide fatty acyl 2-hydroxylase FAH1-like. The transcript is spliced from 6 exons. Gene Ontology annotation, molecular function: iron ion binding; fatty acid 2-hydroxylase activity. The record is from RefSeq and is a predicted model, not a curated record. The coding region runs from base 307 to 1023 and encodes 238 amino acids. Gene Ontology annotation, biological process: fatty acid metabolic process; lipid biosynthetic process. NCBI's taxonomy places the organism in Eukaryota, Viridiplantae, Streptophyta, Magnoliopsida, Fabales, Fabaceae. Gene Ontology annotation, cellular component: membrane; endoplasmic reticulum.